UUAGGUGAUUCCUAAAUCCCAGCUGGACUGUCAAUAAACUUCACACAGUCUAAAUACUACCACAUAUCAUUUUAUUCAACUGGGAUUGUGUCUGGGAACUGUGUAAAUAAUUUCCGAAACUGGGGGAAAGCCCCUGAAGGCAUCAUAGUUGCAAGUCACGUGAUAGUUGAUAGGCUCACCGGAUUGGCUCUGACCUGCCACGUGACAAUAAAAGACGUUCGUGAUUGGCUCCUUCUUUCCUUCCUUGCUUUUUUCCCGCAACAAACUAGUGUUGAAAUUCUCAGCGCCACGCCGCAGCACUUUUCGCAAACAAAAUGCCAAAACGAGCUUAUCCUUUCCCGGAAACCUUCUCCUCCCAGUACAAAAUACACAUCGGUCAGCAGGAGCUGAACAACUAUGGCGUGUUUGGGAGUAAAUACAGGCAAGAAAUAUACGAAAAGACAAAGAACAUACUCUUCAACGGUGCAAAGGCUGUGAUGGGCAAAAUAUGGACGGGCGAGGAGAAGAGCUCAGAACCGCAGACGCCUGCACAAGUGGAGACGUCCACAUGCAGCCAAACACUGCUGAGAGGACAGACGCUGAUCGGUCACGACGGGAGGCUGACGAAAACGAGUACUGCACGAGGUGUCCCAGGGGCUUCAACAGGCUGCUGCGUGUGUCAGAAGAACCAGGGGUCCAGGACACGAUGCUCCCAGUGUGACCGUCAAGCCUGUUCCUCCUGCACACGACAGUGUUCCAGCUGCUCCAGCCUCUGCUGCUCCGUCUGCACUAUCAUAGAUUACAGCGGGAGAUAUGACGAAACGCUGUGCUGCAGCUGCUCGACGUAAAGGAGGAAGAAAGGAAGGACGAAUCGGGUUUAAGCUUGAACAUAUGAAGCUGCCUCAUGAGAUAUUACUGAGACUGCGUUUUAUUCCUGUGAUUUUUUUUUUCUUUUUUUUAUGUCAUCCAGAUGUUUUCUUGUCUAUGUGUGUAUAUAUGUGUAUGUAUUUCACUCUAUUUGUAACUGAAAUAAACUUGAACACUUUUCUA
Mugil cephalus (flathead mullet) is the source of this 1029-nucleotide messenger RNA. RefSeq names its product SIVA1, apoptosis-inducing factor (gene siva1). The record is from RefSeq and is a predicted model, not a curated record. Lineage: Eukaryota; Metazoa; Chordata; Actinopteri; Mugiliformes; Mugilidae. Bases 315 to 827 code for a protein of 170 amino acids. Gene Ontology annotation, molecular function: CD27 receptor binding. Gene Ontology annotation, biological process: extrinsic apoptotic signaling pathway. The transcript has 4 exons.